UCUUGAGGUUUUUUCAAGCGAAACCCUUCUGAGCAAAACUUUAGCGAAAAGAAGAAAAGAGGGAAAAAUGCAACAGAGAAGCCCUUCGGGGAACGGACGGUUCAGAUUUCUCCUAGCGCACGGUCGUCAACUCUCGUUCAAAAUGGUAUCUUCAACAGCCUCUUGAUCUUAUGGUAGUUAUGUCUUUAUUCUUCUUCCAGGCAGUUAAAUAAGUCUUAUGUGUUGUUUCCCUAACAUCACAUGAUUUAUUUUUACUUGCUCUUUGGAUAGAAAAAUACAUUGUUUGGUUGGAUUCUUUCCACCAUGGAUUGUAUCUUUUGAUACUUUCUUUCUUCUCUUAAAAAAAAAAAAAAAUUGGUGACUCCAAAGCAUGGCUUUAGUUGAUAUCUCCAAAACAUGCCUCGAAUCAAUUCGCCAGAUAUCAGAGCACAUUGAAGGUUCAAUUCUUUACUUGGAUGCUGGAUCUACAGAGAGUUUCCAAUUUAUGGGGGCAUUUCCUGUAUUAUUGGACCUUGGAGUGCGUGCUGUUUGCAGUCUGGAAAGCAUGUGUUCCCUUGAUCUGGUGGUUGAUUGGAACUCAGGUUUCGAUCCUGCAAGAAAAGUUGUUGUCAUCACAUCUCGUCUACUGAGUGAUGCACAUCGAUACAUUUUACGUUGCCUAAGCACACAUCAGGGUGUUCGUCAGUGUACUAUAUUCACAUCUAUUUCAGAGAUAGCUCAUUCAGCAUAUCCUGAUUCACCUCUAGGACCAGAUGCAUUUCAUGAAUAUGAAUCCUUGCUUAUCCAAGAUUAUGAGGAGCUUGCUAAGAAAUAUGUCACGAAGUCCGGACAACCAGAAGGUAGCAACUUAAAGGAGAAUUUGACAUCUGAAGAAGAAGGAUGGUCGAAACUCACUUCUGAUGGAGACGAUGUUCUCCACCUUGAUGUGAGUCCCAGUGGAAGAGAUGCUUACAAAGAUAAUCUUUUGGAUGGCACUGAAGAUGUAGGGAAAAAGUUGGUUGUUUCCGUGCAGCACUUCCCAACAAUUUUGUGUCCUCUUUCACCAAGAGUCUUUGUUUUACCUUCAGAGGGAUCAACUGCUGAAGCAUACUUGUCGGUUGAACAUGAGGAAGCCUUUAGUCCAGGAUUGCCUCCCUUAAGAACUGGCGCACCUUUUGAUGGUGAUGAUACACCUCCUGGAGCAACUCUUACUGCAAAUUUUCUUUACCAUCUUGCGUCCAAGAUGGACUUGAAGAUGGAAAUCUUUUCCCUUGGUGAUCUGUCAAAAACUGUGGGAAAGAUUUUUACAGACAUGUCAAGUCUUUAUGAUGUAGGCCGACGCAAACGCUCCGCUGGGCUUUUGCUUAUUGACCGCACUCUUGAUCUCCUUACCCCAUGCUGUCAUGGGGAUUCACUUGUUGAUCGUAUGUUUUCAUCUUUGCCUCGAAGGGAGAGAACAAAAUCCUACACUCAAAUAAAAAGCUCAGAAAGGAAAUUGACAAAUGUCCCUUCCAGUGUACAACGCGCUUCUCUUGAUGUCCGCAUACCACUUGCUAAUGUUCUAACUGAAGAAGACAACAAAAUGGAUGAUUUCUGGCUCUUGGAAAGCAUUGAAGCUUUUCUGAGUGGGUGGGACUCCAGCAAUUCCGCUUCUCAAAUUGUAGACUUGGUUAAUCUCAGAAACAAAGUCCAUGAUGGAAAGAAUCUUCGCUCAGAGAUGGAGCUUCUAACUGGGUCCUUUGUCUCCAGUGAUAACUUUCGGGGAACUCCAUACUUGGAAGCCAUACUAGAUAGAAGAACAAAAGAUGGAUCCGUACUAGUGAAAAAGUGGCUCCAAGAAGCAAUUCGGCGUGAAAAUCUAACUGUAAAUGUGAGAACUCAUCCUGGUAUUGCCACAAAAUCAGAAUUGCAAGCUAUGAUUAAGGCAUUGGCUAAAAGUCAAUCAGCUUUACUGAGAAACAAAGGAAUUAUUCAAUUAGCAGCGGCAGCACUGGUUGCCCUUGAUGAAUCGAAUUCUGCAAGAUGGGAUGCAUUUAUUAGUGCUGAGAAAAUGUUGAGUGUAAGUGCUGGAGACACGAGCCAGAGUCUCGCUGCUCAAAUUGGUGAUCUCAUCAAUAAAAGUGCUUUGGCGGGGUCACAUGGAAGGAAGAAUGGGAAAUCAGAGGCCUCUGAAAGGGUACUUUCUUUUGAAGACUCUCUGCUCCUUAUGAUUAGUGGAUAUAUAUUGGCUGGUGAGAAUUUCCCAACAUCAGGAUCUGAUGGCCCUUUUUCUUGGCAAGAGGAGCAAUUCUUGAAAGAUUCCAUUGUUGAUGCCAUUCUUGAAAACCCAGGAGUAGCAAAACUGAAGUUUCUUAAUGGUCUGAUGGAAGAGCUUGAGGGAAACCUUAACAGGAUCAAAUCAGAGGAAAACAAAGCAUCUUCUGUUAAACUAGAAAUUGAUGAUUUUGAUGAUGAUCAGUGGGGAAAGUGGGGUGAUGAAGAUGCUGAUGAUGGUGAGGACACUGGUAAUAAAAGUAGGUAUGGUGACAUGCAGCUGAAGUUGGAGUUGCGCGACAGGGUAGAUACCCUUUUCAAAUUCCUUCACAAAUUAUCCAGUUUGAAGAGGAAGAAUAAACCACUGCGAGAUGGAACACUUUCUUCCGAGAGUAAUUUUGGUGGAGCUCCCUACGCAAAUAAAGGACUACUCUAUAAACUUUUAACAAAGGUUUUCAGCAAGAACGAUGUUCCCGGGUUGGAAUACCAUUCUUCUACCAUGGGGCGACUCUUCAAAAGCGGAUUUGGAAGAUUUGGCCUUGGCCAUGCAAAACCGAGUUUGGGAGACCAAAAUGUCAUUAUGGUUUUUGUUGUCGGUGGCAUCAACGGGCUUGAGGUGCGCGAAGCUCAGGAGGCGUUAUCUGAUAGUGGAAGACCAGAUGUAGAAUUGGUACUUGGUGGAACAACAUUCCUGACUCCUGAUGACAUGCUUGAUUUACUACUGGGAAGUUCUUGUUAUAUGUAAAAUCUCGAAAUGAUGCACAGAAAAAACUAAAAGGGUCCUAAUGGAGGGUGUUUUUUCUUUUUUCUUCUUUUUUUUUUUCUUUUUUUUUUUUUUCUUUUUAAACCCCAACUGAAAUUCAUUUGUUGCCAAUUGGCACAGUGAUGACAAAGGAAAAUGAGAGUUCCACCAUAUUGGCCAUAUCUUAUAUAAUCAUUUGCCACUACAUCCUAUUAUC
Molecule: messenger RNA, 3191 nt
Organism: Morus notabilis
Lineage: Eukaryota; Viridiplantae; Streptophyta; Magnoliopsida; Rosales; Moraceae
Product: sec1 family domain-containing protein MIP3
Exons: 8
Coding region: 371-2977 (868 amino acids)
Biological process (GO): intracellular protein transport; vesicle-mediated transport
Source: RefSeq, a predicted model, not a curated record